AUGAACCACGUACGCACGUGCAUAUGCGGCUUCUCUCGAGGUGCUUCGGUGGAACGUAGCGGCCGGGGCGUGGUGAAAGCUUUGCUGGCACCACCUAUCGCUGCCGUUUGCGACGGUCCCAACUCGGUUCCAACUGCUGCCCCCACUGCGCCGUUUCGAGCGCACCGCAACUACGCUCGUGAUUCAUUUCGUUUUGACCCGACUAUAGACUCGGUUUUUGCAGCCCUGUCAGCGGUGAUGGAAAAGCCGGACUGCAUGAAGAGGAAGCUGCUUAGGCGAAUCCUAGCCCAGUUUUGUCCAAUGAUCUCCCAUAACGUAGAAAUUUACUCGGAAGUGGAUAUGCUACACCGACGAAUGACGCGAGAGAAACAUCAACAUGUUGCCCCGCCUCUAAAGUACUCUAAAUUCAGUGCAGAAAACCGUCCUCACUUUCUUGGCCACAUUAUAAGGAGGUCAUCGGAUCGCCUUGUCGAAAUUGCCUCGAGGAUGCUCUCAGACCUAAACUGUAGAAGACCACCUAGACGUAGAAGAAAGUUUUGGACGGAAGUGGUGAAGGAAGAUCUGUUGGAACUUGGAAUAGAGAGACGGUUCAAACGAGACGUAACUUUUCGCGGCAAUGGAAUAGCUACGGGUGGACAGAUUUUGUGCGCAAUCUAG
Necator americanus (New World hookworm) is the source of this 657-nucleotide messenger RNA. RefSeq lists its product as uncharacterized. The record is from RefSeq and is a predicted model, not a curated record. NCBI's taxonomy places the organism in Eukaryota, Metazoa, Nematoda, Chromadorea, Rhabditida, Ancylostomatidae. The coding region runs from base 1 to 657 and encodes 218 amino acids. The transcript has a single exon.